This is a messenger RNA of Cyprinodon variegatus (sheepshead minnow), 1218 nucleotides long. It is a transcript of the gene dnase2, whose product is annotated as deoxyribonuclease-2-alpha-like. The transcript has 6 exons. Gene Ontology annotation, molecular function: deoxyribonuclease II activity. The record is from RefSeq and is a predicted model, not a curated record. The coding region runs from base 32 to 1168 and encodes 378 amino acids. Gene Ontology annotation, biological process: apoptotic DNA fragmentation. NCBI's taxonomy places the organism in Eukaryota, Metazoa, Chordata, Actinopteri, Cyprinodontiformes, Cyprinodontidae.
UUUUAAUGAAUUACUCUCCUUUUCUUCCUAGAUGCAUCUGACACUUCCCCUGCUGUUUUUAUUUGCGCCACUAGGGGGCGACGCAUCCCCAAUCAGCUGCUACAACGACCAGGGUGAAGCUGUUGACUGGUUUUACCUCUACAAACUGCCUAAAGAGAGGGGACAAAAAUAUAAGCAUGGGGGUGAUACAUAUUUAUUGCUGGACAAAGGGAGUGAAGGAUGGACUGAGGGGAAGGUGACGGUGAACGACACCACGGGAGCUUUGGGGCGGACGGUCGGACAGCUGUACCCGCAGGAAAAGAAUUCAGAGCUAGCGUACAUCCUUUACAAUGACCAGAAACCUGUUGGGCAGUUUGGUGACCGAUGGACUGAAAGCAGCGGAAACGGAAGAGGGCACACCAAAGGCAUGGUUCUGCUGGAUAAGAAUCAGGGCUUCUGGUUGGUCCACAGCACCCCUCACUUCCCCCCUGAGCAACGGGAAGGAGUGUUUUAUUACCCAGGCAGCGGAGUGAACAACGGCCAGAACUUCAUCUGCGUGACCUACCCGCUAAAACGUUUCCAGACAAUCGGAGAGCAGCUGCAGAUCAAUCAACCGAACGUGUACGACUGCGACGUCCCUGAGUCCUUUGCGUCCUUGGUGCCUGCUCUGGCUGCAGUCUGCAACAAAAACCUUCCGUCCUCUCAGAGUUUUUCACCCGUGAAAACUGCAUCCAACCGCAGCGUGACUCUGACCUCAAAAGGCGGCACCAACUUCAUCAGCUUCGCCAAAGGAGCAAAGUUUGACGACGACCUCUACCACUCCUGGGUGGCGCCCGCCCUCAGGUCCGACCUCCUGGUUCAGUUCUGGGUCCGCUCCACAGGGAUCCUCCCCUCGAACUGCUCGCUGGGCUGGAAGGUCCUGGACAUCAAACUCAUCAACCCGGGGCAGACGUUCCCUUUCAAGGCCACCCAGGACCACUCUAAGUGGGCCGUCAGCCCGAAGGCAGCGUCGGGCGGGUCACGGGGAGGAGGGGGAGGCUGGGUGUGCGUGGGAGACAUAAACAGGAAUGAGGCAGAGGAGCGGCGGGGAGGGGGGACGGUGUGUCUUCAGGAUCCGGUGGUGUGGAAGGCGUACCGGAGCGCAGCGCUGCAGUGUGAGGCCUGCGGAGGGGGAACGGUCCAGUGUUGACUCGCUGCAGGACGCAGGAGAGUCGACUGAGCUCCUGAAGGGGGGGUGAG